AUGGACAAGGUCUGGAGUAGAAGCAAACAGAGUCGGAACUUGAGUCUUGAAUCUCGGGUGUUGGGUGUCGGUUGUCGGUUGUCGGGUGUCGGGUGUUGGGUGUUGGGUGUUGGGGUGUUGGGUGUUGGGUGUUGGGUGUUGGGUGUUGGUCAGGGCUCGGAUAUUGGUACACUUCACUUGAUUUUCGGUAGUUGGAACUUGGCAUUUGGCAUUUGGCAUUUGACGAUCGGAAGUGUGCUGGACAUCACAUAUUCAUUUGUCGAGACCCGGGUCUCGGAACUUGGUACACUUCGCUCGAGUUUCCACUUCACCCCUUUGCAAGGCUCCAUGCCAUACUACAUCAUUAGAUGA
This is a messenger RNA of Suillus subalutaceus, 351 nucleotides long. RefSeq lists its product as uncharacterized. The record is from RefSeq and is a predicted model, not a curated record. The transcript has 4 exons. The coding region runs from base 1 to 351 and encodes 116 amino acids. NCBI's taxonomy places the organism in Eukaryota, Fungi, Basidiomycota, Agaricomycetes, Boletales, Suillaceae.